AAGAAGGAAGAAGAAAUACGAAUGUUACCCAUAAAGCUUGAAGAUGUCAACAAUGAUAAAACUGAUGACGAAAGUGAUCGCAAAAUGUUGGUUGAUAAUGACAGUAGUAAUAAGAAAGUGAAUAGUGAAAUAAAAAGACCUACCAAAAAUGAACUUGCUAAAAGAACGCUUAUGGAGAUCGAUGCUGAAAAAGACAAAGCCUUGAAAGGAAAUGCGAAAGGUCUUGAAAGUAAUAAAUUUGUUGGACAAUUUGACCCUA
Messenger RNA from Ambispora leptoticha, 259 nucleotides. Lineage: Eukaryota; Fungi; Glomeromycota; Glomeromycetes; Archaeosporales; Ambisporaceae. The record is from the annotation of a GenBank genome assembly.